AUGGAUGCACUUUCAUGCAUACUCACAUACAUACAACUAUGUCUAUACGGUAUUGCAUAUUACUUUACAGUCCUACUUCUAUCCCAUAACCGUCCCACCAUUUACCUUGAUAAUUUUAAUGUUGUUUCCAAUUCGUUGACAAACAACGCCACAAUCUAUUUGGACCUGAGAAUCGAGAAUGAAAACUCGUUGAUAGGCAUUUACUACGAGGAUCCUCUAAAUCUCACCAUCACUUAUUUGCCACCAACAAAAUCAUCAGGCAGCAAUGUUACUAUCGGACAAUGUGUCAUUCGAGGCUUUUAUCAAGGGAGCGAGGAGGUUAAACAAAUCCAACUUUCAGUCGUGGUUCAAGACUUGUUUUCAACUACUGAACAACGAAGGAGACUGGGUUCAGCUAAAGUGAUCGAUUUCGUAGUUGAUUUGGAGGCGAAUAUAAAGUUCAUGUUAUUUGAGAACACAAAGUCGCAUCUGAUGAUCCGAUCUGGUGUGGAGGUUAACGACAACACUGGGACAUCUGUGUUAAAGACUAUUCAAAUGAAGUAUGCUUCUGGGUCGAAUAAGUGGGGAGUUGUGAAAUGGCUAAUGACAGUUCCUUUGUCUCUUCUGUUCCAUUUUGUUUUUUAUUGCGCUUGUUGGUUAGCUUUCAGAUUUUUUUCAUUUGUUUUUUUGUGUCCGUCUAAUUAA
Lactuca saligna is the source of this 684-nucleotide messenger RNA. The record is from the annotation of a GenBank genome assembly. Lineage: Eukaryota; Viridiplantae; Streptophyta; Magnoliopsida; Asterales; Asteraceae.